GUGUGGUGGUGUAUGAGGUGGAGUGUGUCGGUAUAUCGGGAUUAUUUUCGAUAGAUUUAUCAUCAGUUACUCACCAUUCAGCUCAAAGAAGUGUGUGACGCAUGAUGGUGGAAGUUCAGUUGCCAUGGUGAUGCAGUGGUGGAACGUGUGUGUGCACUGUGCUGCGUUGUCGUGGCGGUGACUGUGUGUGUGAGUGUGAUGCUACGCUGGACAGUGUGUUUGGACGGUGGUCCACGCAGGGUGAACCAUGCUGCUGUAGCAGUGGGUCAUAAAGUGUACUCUUUUGGGGGGUACUGCUCCGGGGAGGACUAUGAAACACUGCGGCAAAUUGAUGUGCACAUCUUCAACACCGUGUCCCUGCGAUGGACAAAGCUUCCCCCGGUGAAGACCGGCGGUAGAGAACAUUCUCCUGAAGUUCCCUACAUGCGGUACGGACACACAGCCGUGCUGGUGGAUGAUACUAUCUACAUUUGGGGUGGGAGGAACGAUACAGAGGGGGCGUGUAACGUCCUGUACGCCUUUGACAUUAGUAGUCACCGGUGGUGGACACCAAGAGUAUGUGGGACAGUCCCUGGUGCAAGAGACGGACACUCAGCCUGCAUCAUUAACAAAGACAUGUACAUAUUUGGGGGUUAUGAACAACUGGCUGACUGUUUCUCAAAUGACAUACACAAGCUGGACACAACCACCAUGUGCUGGACAUUAAUUAAAGCUAAAGGAACCCCCGCACGGUGGAGAGAUUUCCACUCGGCGACAGUUAUCGGUUCAAAGAUGUUUGUGUUUGGUGGGCGAGCUGAUCAGUUUGGUCCGUUUCACUCCAAUAAUGAGAUUUACUGCAAUAAGAUCAAAGUGUUCGACACAGAUACCAACAGCUGGCUCAACACACCAACCAAUCAGAUUCAACCUGAGGGUCGCCGCAGCCACUCAGCAUUUGCGUAUAAUGGAGAGCUGUACAUAUUUGGAGGCUACAAUGCUCGACUGGACCGUCACUUUAACGACUUGUGGAAGUUUAAUCCAGAGGCGUUCUGCUGGAAGAAGGUGGAACCGAAGGGGAAGUUUCCGUGUCCACGUAGACGUCAGUGCUGUUGCAUUGUGGGAGAUCGGAUCAUCCUGUUUGGGGGAACCAGUCCUUGUACAGAACAGGGUUUGGGUGAUGAAUUUAACCUGAUGGAUCACUCAGACCUUUACAUCCUUGACUUCUGUCCAAAUCUAAAGACUUUAUGUAAAUUAGCUGUAAUUCAGUUCAGUCUGGAACAAUCAGGACUACCACAUGACAUCAGGUGGGAGCUGGUGGCCAUGACGACCAACAGCAACAUCAGCCGCCCCAUCUUCUCUUCUCAUGGAUAAUAAAUGCCUGCAUUGUUACACACACACACACACACAAACACACACACACACACACACACACACACACACACAUUUGUAUUACUAUUUUUGUGAGGUUCUUUUCAUUGUGUUUAACUGUAAGCUAAAAACUCUGCACCUAUACCUAACCCUUACCUAAACCCCACACCUCACCACGACUCCACACCUCACCUACAUCUAAUUUUAACCUCACACCUACAGCAUAACCACUCUACCACCUCACCCAAUUUUACCCAGAUUCUUCACCUCAACCAAACUUAAUCCACAAACCUACCCCUAUACCUAACCCAGAACCGAACCCUACUGCAAACCUAACCCUAACAUUACCCUUAAACUAGCUAAAAUACACUUAUGUUGGGAGAACAUUUUUAUUUACUGGUAUCAAUGUGGGGACGUUUAAUUUUCACAAAUGUAGUAAUACACACACACACACACACACACACACACAAUCACUCAUAUACGUAUGUACACACACUGUACGUUGUUGCACUGUGUGCAUGUGUGAUUACAGUUUUCCCCCGCUGACUGAAAGUAGAGCGUUCCCAUGAAACUUUUAGUACCUGUGAUUUCUAUGGGAAUAAUUGAACCAGAACAAAUCAAAUAACUUAUUAAAUCUGAAAAUAAACUUAGUAACAGCAGGAGGAAUCUGAUGAAUUCACAGCCGAUCUAAAGUAGAAAUAAUGUUGUUGGAAUGCUUGCUGCAAAACAAAUGCUGAACUCUAUUUUUAAAAAUCGUCUUUUGAUUUUAUUCUGUAAGUUCAAAUGUAAGUAAAAGCGGGGGAUAGCUGUAUUUAUCUGUAUUCCGUCAGCUCUUGGUAUUAAAUGACUUUGUUCAUCA
This is a messenger RNA of Trichomycterus rosablanca, 2203 nucleotides long. It is a transcript of the gene klhdc3, whose product is annotated as kelch domain containing 3. Gene Ontology annotation, cellular component: cytoplasm. The record is from RefSeq and is a predicted model, not a curated record. Bases 199 to 1347 code for a protein of 382 amino acids. Gene Ontology annotation, molecular function: chromatin binding; protein binding. The transcript has 11 exons. Lineage: Eukaryota; Metazoa; Chordata; Actinopteri; Siluriformes; Trichomycteridae.